ACAAGUGAUGGAUGGGGUUACUCGUCCAAUUCUUUUAUAUUUUCCCUCAUCAACAAAGAAGGACUGGCACCAUUCAAGAGCACGGUGAAAUACCCAAAAUACGCAAUUUAUAGGCACAGAAGUUAUGGUCCAACAUUUGGUGGAGGACACGAAAUCCACAUUAGCAAAAAUGCCAACAGUAACACUAAGUCAUACACAAACUUUGGUGGUGGGUACUACUCAUUGCCAAGUGGAGUACAGAACAAGCAAACAAUCCUUGUUGGGUCUUACAGCUUCACACCCGAUGAGGUGGAAGUAUUUUAUCUCACCUGA
Messenger RNA from Pocillopora meandrina, 312 nucleotides. The record is from the annotation of a GenBank genome assembly. NCBI's taxonomy places the organism in Eukaryota, Metazoa, Cnidaria, Anthozoa, Scleractinia, Pocilloporidae.